UAAAUUCGCUACUUUGUAAACAUUGGUGGAUGGGUACAUUUUAUGAUGAGCGCUUGAUAUGAUGGCGUAUGUAUUAUAUUGCUACGACUGACAGCAAAUCUAUGUCACGUACUUACUGGACAAGAAAUUGCUAAUAUAAACACAGGGAUAAUGGAGUCAAAGGGCACAACUGCUGGUAGGCCUGCAGCUGAAAGCAAAAGACCACAUGCCACACCAAAAGGAAAUCGUGGUCUUGGAAAAGCAGGAGCUAAACGAUUGGGUCAGCUGCUAAGGAAAGCCAUCCAAGAGAGAGAAGGAGCCCAGGGAAACAAAAAAUUGCCAAAAACGACAGUUGGUCUGUUGAAACGCCACCAGGCAGAUGUAAUGGCCAGAGCACUAUCCGGUGACAAGAGAAAGCUGGUUCCACGCGUCUCUGACCUCAUCCUGCAGGUAAUAGCCCAGUGUAAAAAGCAGGGUGGCAUCACCAUGGUAGAGCUGAAGAAGGCUCUGGCAGCUGGAGGCUAUGACGUGGGCAAGAACAAUACCAGAGUCAACAGAGCAGUGAAGGGACUCGUGAGGACAGAGACACUGCUACGAACACCAGGCACAGCCGUGUCCUACAAGUUCAAUAGCAAGACAAUGAAGUUGACCGGGGACAAGAAAGGGAAAACAAGGGCAGCAAGGAAAAGAGAGACAGACCAAGCUGUAGAGAAGUGUCCAAAGCGUCGGCCUGGUGCAGGAGAGACGGCAACCAAAAGCUCCGCAGAGACAUUAACGACUAGAUCAACAAAGACGAAUAACAAACUCACUGGAAAAGCAGAGCCAACACAAAAGCAAAAAGCCAAAGGCCAGAUCAUCACAAGACAAACGAAGCAGAAGGGUGGUAAAUCCAACGCAAAGGCGAUCUCAGGGAAAGGAAAGCAAAGGUAGCCAAGAUGUAUGCUAGACUAUUAAGCAAAAAUUAUAUUAUUAUUUUUAAACAGACAGCGACAGAUUUCUCUUCUUUUCGAUAUGUAAGUGCAACUCCUCAAUGUAAUCACUGUCUACAAGAAAACACAAGAGGACAAAAAAAUUAACCCCAAAUUAAAACAUGAAUAAAUCCAAAUGUUUAUUCACAU
This is a messenger RNA of Engraulis encrasicolus (European anchovy), 1097 nucleotides long. Its product is annotated as histone H1.2-like. The transcript has 3 exons. Gene Ontology annotation, molecular function: DNA binding. The record is from RefSeq and is a predicted model, not a curated record. NCBI's taxonomy places the organism in Eukaryota, Metazoa, Chordata, Actinopteri, Clupeiformes, Engraulidae. Gene Ontology annotation, cellular component: nucleosome. Gene Ontology annotation, biological process: nucleosome assembly. Bases 151 to 909 code for a protein of 252 amino acids.